UUUAUCUAUCCUAGACAACUAAAUCAACAAUGUCUGCCCGUCGUCCUCAUGGCCAGUCCUACGCGGACGUCGCCAAAGCUCCAGCUCCAGGCACCUCCGAUGUGACCCCCGCCGUCCCUGCCGAUGUGAUCUACAAGCUUCUUGGCUUCACAGCAGCCAUGGUUGCUGCCCCCAUUGGAAUGUAUUUCCUGACGGUGAACACCAUUUUCAGUGGCAGCUCCACACUGGCUGGAAUUACUGCCGCCGUAACUGCGAACGUGGUCUUGUUCGCAUACAUUUAUGUAGCCUGGAAAGAAGACCAAGAGGACAGACAGACGGACAAGUCCAAGUCAAAUUCAAAGAAAGCCCAGUGAGCAGCUCCGCAUCGAGUCGGGUCUGCGGAUGGCUUCUACUUCGGCGUUGCGGUAUUCAAUUCGGGUUUCUACGGGCUAUUUUGUAUACGAAAGCACAUCAACC
Messenger RNA from Penicillium canescens, 456 nucleotides. Its product is annotated as vacuolar ATPase assembly integral membrane protein VMA21. Lineage: Eukaryota; Fungi; Ascomycota; Eurotiomycetes; Eurotiales; Aspergillaceae. Gene Ontology annotation, cellular component: endoplasmic reticulum membrane. The transcript is spliced from 3 exons. Gene Ontology annotation, biological process: vacuolar proton-transporting V-type ATPase complex assembly. The record is from RefSeq and is a predicted model, not a curated record. The coding region runs from base 30 to 353 and encodes 107 amino acids.